Molecule: messenger RNA, 2862 nt
Organism: Lachnellula hyalina
Lineage: Eukaryota; Fungi; Ascomycota; Leotiomycetes; Helotiales; Lachnaceae
Gene: its3
Product: Phosphatidylinositol 4-phosphate 5-kinase
Exons: 3
Coding region: 1-2862 (953 amino acids)
Biological process (GO): phosphatidylinositol metabolic process
Molecular function (GO): phosphatidylinositol kinase activity
Source: RefSeq, a predicted model, not a curated record
AUGCCACACGCUGUCGAGAUGCCAUCGUUCCUGUCCGACGACACAGGACACUCAAUCUCUACGAACAGCCCUUUUUACGAGCCUCCCCGUUAUUCCGGUCGAUCCUACGAGAAGGUCAAUGGGAACCCCAAAUCAUCCUCGCAUACUUCGAUGAAUGGCAGCGUGGGAGAGGCUUCGAACUCAUAUUUCGAUGGUGGGAGCAGCAGUCGGCCACAGAUGAAUGGGGACUUCCUGCCCGAGGACAGCUUAAGCUCCAUGGCAAACGGACGGAUGAGUGUGAGUAGUUGGGACCACAGGUCUUCUCGCAAUGGUAGUACAUUGUCAGUGAAUGGAGGCAUCAAUGGAGUUUCUGAAAAUGGGAGGAGAAGCCCGGCAUCUACACUACCAAAUGGCCUGCCGAGAAUGUCAAAUGGAGACAGAAACUCUAUCGCAUCAGCAAACGGAAAUGCUCCAAGCACACCAAUCGAGGCUGCAACCAAGCCGAGCACAAACGGAGAUGUCGAAUCUUUCAAGAGAAGCUCUGUGCCACCGCCAAUACCUACAAACCCCCAAAGUACAGGUCCCCUCACCUAUGCCAACUCUUUAUUACCAGUAAACCCAUCAGCCCCCGCAACGCCGUCGAGGUCUGCUACAACGUCACCCCAUCGAUUUUCGUCUCCUCCAUCAUAUCCCGCUCCUUCUCCUUCACCAUCUAAUAGCUUAAACCCGCAUCCAGGAGCAAUUCAAUUGAAGCAUCGACAUACGCUUCAAGUACCAAAGAUUGCCCCAGGUCGACCUUCCCGCGAUAGCGAUGACGCGAUGUACAGCACUGGAAGGUUCUCACCUACGGCUCUAGCGACAGGCGUAAGACGAGGCUCUCUAAACCUCAAUCGAAGGAACACACAGUCGAUACACUCAAAUAUACCUCACGACGACGUAGCACCAGACGGAGAUGCAUUGCGGUGGGCGGAAGCAGUGCGGCAGAAGAGAGCGAGCAAGAGAAGGAAGAAAGACGAAGAGGACGAUGAUAGAGUGGUUGUAGGGACGAAGGUUGAUCAACACCAUGUAAACUGGGUGACUGCAUAUAACAUGUUGACCGGGAUUCGAUUUACUGUCUCGAGAACAAAUGCAAAGUUAGACAGGGCAUUGACGGAUGCGGAUUUUGAUGCCAAGCACAAGUUCUCGUUUGAUAUUACUGGGAAUGAGUUGACCCCUUCUGCCAAAUACGACUUUAAGUUCAAGGAUUAUGCCCCGUGGGUGUUUCGACAUCUACGAGCCAAAUUCAAGCUUGAUCCGGCCGAUUAUCUCAUGUCAUUGACGAGCAAGUACAUUCUCUCCGAACUUGGGUCACCGGGAAAGAGUGGAAGCUUCUUUUACUUCUCUCGAGAUUACAAGUACAUCAUCAAAACUAUCCACCACGCCGAGCACAAGUUCCUGCGAAAAAUCUUAAAGGAAUACUAUUCCCACGUUGAACAGAACCCCAAUACGCUCCUUUCACAAUUUUAUGGUCUUCACCGGGUCAAAAUACCAUAUGGGCGAAAGAUCCACUUCGUUGUCAUGAACAAUUUAUUCCCACCCCACCGAGAUAUCCACCAAACCUUUGAUCUGAAGGGCUCCACAAUUGGAAGGGAUUUCAAGGAGGAAGAUCUCGAAAAGAAUCCACGUGCUACCCUAAAAGACCUUAACUGGCUUCGACGAGACCUGCACCUUGAAUUUGGAUCAGAAAAGAAACGAAUAUUCUUCGAGCAGAUGGAAAGAGAUGUGCAUCUCCUGCAGAAGCUAAAAAUUAUGGAUUAUAGCAUGCUUGUUGGGAUACACGAUCUCCAAAAGGGCAACCAGGAGAAUCUGCGUGACAAGACUCUGCAAGUGUUUCAACCGGGAGGAGACAGUCCGUCGGAUGAUGUAGGACCCUCUGGCCCAGGCCCCUUGACGCGAACACCGAGCAAACUUGAGACUGCCAGAAAAGCAAGGGAAUUGAGGCAAAUGGUCAAGCAGGAGAAGCCGAUUCCAAUGGGGCAAAGCAGUUCUCGGAUGCCGGAUACCAUGGAAGAAAAUACCACUAAGCGUGACUUUAUAUUCUACAGUGAUGAUGGAGGGUUUAGGGCUACUCAUGAGGAUAAUACUCCAGGUGACGAGAUUUUCUUCUUGUCCAUUAUUGAUUGUCUCACUCACUAUGGGACGGUCAAGAAACUGGAGCACUUUUGGAAAGGACUCAGUCAUGACAAAAGGCUCAUCUCGCCUGUCCGACCUGAACCUUAUGGUGACCGUUUCAUCGAGUUUAUCGAAGGGAUUACCAAAAGUCCAGAAGAAGUCGCACGUGAAGCAUCUCAACUAUCGGUACCACACACCAAUUCCAAUCCAAUCUCUAACCGCAAUACAUCGUCACUCGACUCCACACGAAGAUCAGGAAACCAUCACAUGCAUAGAACAAGCCCGAAUAAUUCAACUAUCCAAAGAAACUCGAACGAUGCAUUGAAAGGGGAGAAGCAUGGUGAAGAUGAAGCAGAUAGACCAGACCCCAGGACAAUAGCAAUUGUCCGUAGCCCUAGUGCAGAGCGGACGAAUGGCAUGCAGGGACAAACACUACCAGUAGUUGAAGAGCUUGGGGAGGCGAGUAGUACAGGUGGUCGUAGUGCGCAUAGUCAAGACCGAGACUCGAAUGGUGACAUAAGGCCCAUGACACCGGCGAAGCUUACUGCAGAUGGCAGGCCCAUGACACCAGCGAAGGUUACUGCAGAUGGCAGGCCAGUGACACCAGCGAAAGACUAUAGUCCCAUUGGAAACGGGUAUGGGUUGAGGAAACAAGUGAGCAGGCAGAGUCUGGAUAAGGUCCUACCGCCACUUCCCACAACAGCAAGCCCGGCUCCGAUGAAUGAAAAAUAG